AUGUCUCGCUACGCCGAAGCACACAUCAGCUGCAAUGGACAUGGUGAUGCUCGUCCAACCGCCCUGCAGAUCGUCGGAGAUGAGAAUCUUGUUGGCAAGCUGUCAGAUAAGGUCUUCAUUGUGACUGGCGUCUCGUCUGGAAUCGGCAUCGAGAACAUGCGAGCGCUAUACGCGACGGGAGGACAUGUAAUCGGGAUCGUGAGGAAUCUUGAGAAAGGGCAGAAGGCAGUCGAUGAUGUAAAGGCCAAGACUCAAGGUGGGAAGAUCACACUCAUUGAGAUGGAUCUGGAGAGCCUGGCCAGUGUCAAAGCUGGAGCGGAAGAAAUCCUCAAGCAGACUGACAACAUCAACAUCCUGAUCAACAAUGCUGGCGUCAUGGCCACACCCCAAGGCAAAACCAACAACGGCUUCGAAACGCAAUUCGGUACCUGCCACGUAGCACACUUCUAUCUCUUCCAACUCCUCAAAGACACACUACUCAAAUCAAGCACUCCAGACUUCCCAUCCCGUGUAGUCUGCGUAUCCUCCAUCGGCCACCGCUGCGGUGAAGUCCGUUUCGACGACUACAAUUUCGAGCAACCUGGCUCCUACGAUCCCUGGGUUUCUUACGGUCAAGCCAAAACAGCGAACAUCUACAUGGCCAACGAGAUCGAGCGUCGAUAUGGUGCUCGUGGUCUUCACGCCACUAGCUUGCACCCUGGCGGCAUCGCCACGGGCCUAACAAAGCAUCUCGACCCAGCGCAAGCAGCCGAAUGGGCAACGCCAGAGAUCGCUAGAUAUAUGAAGUCGCCUGAGCAAGGAGCUGCAACGAGUGUCUAUGCCGCUUUGAGUGGAGAGUGGAAGGAUAAGGGUGGAAGGUAUUUGAGUAACUGUGUUGAGCAGGAGGCGUGGAAGCCUCGCGAUCUGAGUCAGCCGAUUAGUGUUGAUCAUGAUGGGUACCAGACGUGGGCGUACAAUGAGACCAAGGAGAAAAGGUUGUGGCGGGAUUCACUCAAGAUGGUCGGGUUGGACAACGAUGAUUAG
Recurvomyces mirabilis is the source of this 1023-nucleotide messenger RNA. RefSeq lists its product as uncharacterized. The transcript is spliced from 3 exons. The record is from RefSeq and is a predicted model, not a curated record. Lineage: Eukaryota; Fungi; Ascomycota; Dothideomycetes; Mycosphaerellales; Teratosphaeriaceae. Bases 1 to 1023 code for a protein of 340 amino acids.